AACAAACUCAUCCUGAUCUUGGAUGGUCUGAGGCAGCAGCUACAGGUUAAAGUGCAGCUCGUGUCAGAGGAUCAUCUCAGCCAAAUCUGCAGUCAUGACAGAGUCGCCUGAUUACCUGCUGGACGGCAGUCCGCUCAUCAGCGCCGCUCAGCUGGGCAAACUGCGCCUGGUUCGUCUGCUGGUGGAAGGAGGAGCGCAGGUCAACGAGAGGAACCAGCGAGGAGAGACGCCUCUGCUGGCCGCCUGCCGAGCUCUGCGGGGCGAUCAGUCCGGAUCCAGCAUGCUCAGACUCAUCCAGUAUCUCCUCCGCAACCAGGCCGACCCGAGCAUCCAGGACAAGACGGGCCACACGGCUCUGAUGUACACCUGCAUGGAGCGGGCCGGACCGGACGUGGCGGUCGCUCUGAUCUCGGCGAGCUCCGAUCGCUGUAUGGAGGACUACGCCGGAGCCUCGGCCCUCGUUUAUGCCAUUAACGCCCGCGAUCAGGACACGCUGACGGUGCUGCUGGACGCCUGCAGAGCCCGAGGACGGGAUAUAGCCACCGAGCUGAGCUGCGACGGACGCGGCGUGACGCCCCUCCGUCGCCCGACAGCUCGCCCGUCUCCUGCAUGUCGCCCUCAGACAUCGAGCUCAAGACCAGCUCUCCCAGUGUAACGGAGGCCAGCGAGUAGGUGCUGUGCAGGUAAAC
Molecule: messenger RNA, 689 nt
Organism: Sinocyclocheilus rhinocerous
Lineage: Eukaryota; Metazoa; Chordata; Actinopteri; Cypriniformes; Cyprinidae
Product: ankyrin repeat domain-containing protein 34B
Exons: 3
Coding region: 95-655 (186 amino acids)
Molecular function (GO): protein binding
Source: RefSeq, a predicted model, not a curated record